Closterium sp. NIES-67 is the source of this 1982-nucleotide messenger RNA. Lineage: Eukaryota; Viridiplantae; Streptophyta; Zygnematophyceae; Desmidiales; Closteriaceae. The record is from the annotation of a GenBank genome assembly.
CAGCUUUCGCUGAUCAGAGCUAAGAGCUCCAUUUAUUUACCACUAGCUCAUCCCUACACUGAACAAAUUUCCUUCCGGAAUUCCCAAGGCGUAUCUGUCUGUCCAAGCAGACACGCUCCUCCGCGUCUAGGGAAGACCGGACUCCUGGUUUUCUAAGCUAGUUACUGAGCUGAAACAAGUGCAAGAAUGGCGGCCACGAAUGUAGCAUCACGAACCUCCAUGUUUUUGGCUCCGUCUCAAACCAGCGGGAAAGCACAAGCUGCUGGUUUGCAGGACUGGACUGACGGCUCCUUGAGGAGUUUUUCGCUCCGCAAGAAUAGCGUCACUGCCUCUAAGGCUCAGACUGUGCAGAAGAAGGCUAGAGGACCCCUGGUGGUGAAAGCUGUUGUUCCUAAGAAUCUGGUGGAUGUGACCACCAUUGAUGAGCAGAAGUUUGAAGCGUUGGUGCUGAGACGAGUGGUGUUCAAUCACGAUGACUGGAAGAAACACAAAUCCAGCGGCCGUUAUUUCCGUCACAUGAAGUCCAUAUUUACGUCCAAGGUUAUCGGCGCGCUUGGACCCGCAGUCUCCGUGAUGACCGGAAUCGCAGCCGGCGUGGUCGGGUGGAACGAGCUGGUCACAAUGGGUGCGUUGCCGGAGUGGGCUCCCGUGCUCCACAUGUCCAACCUCCCGUACACCCUCACGGCGCCUGCUCUCUCCUUCCUCCUCGUCUUCCGGACAAAUGCUAGCUACGGCCGUUUCGACGAGGCUCGCAAGAUGUGGGGACUCAUGCUGAAUCGCACGCGCGACAUCACGCGGCAGGCGCUGUCGUACAUGGCGCGCGACGAGCACACCUACGAGUACCCCAAGCGCGCCCAGUUCAUCCGCCACCUGCAGGCGUUCCCCCUCGCGUACAAGCACCACUUCCUGCAAGAGGGCUCUCUGGAGGAGGACCUUCGUCAAUUUACCACUCUGUCUGAUGAGGAGAUUGCGGGAAUCCUGGCGGCCACCCACCGGCCCAACUACGUCCUGCUGGUCAUGUCGGAGUGCAUGCGGUCGUGCCACAUGGAUCCCAUCUACCGCGUUGCCAUGGAGGCAAAUUUCGCGACAUUCGCGGAUGACAUCGGGGGCAGCGAGCGUCUGUUCAAGACGCCCAUCCCGCUCUCCUACACGCGCCUCACCUCACGCUUCCUCGUCCUCUACCACAUGUUCCUGCCCUUCGCGCUCUGGGACCCCCUCGGCUGGCUCACCAUCCCUGUGACUGCCACGUGUGCGGCCAUCUUCUUCUGCAUUGAGGAAGUCGGGGUGCUCAUUGAGAACCCCUUCCCCAUCCUUGCACUUGACGUCAUCGCCCAAUCAGCCCGGACCAAUGCCGCUGAGCUGGUGUCGCUACACGAGGGCAUUCGCAACCUGGUGGUGGAGGACGACCUCGAGAUGAAGAUGCUCUCAGCAGUCUCCCAAGAGGCGCUGCUACCCCACGCGCCCAAGUACGUGCCCGAGCCUGAGCCCGAGUACCAAUCCGACUGGGACGAAGACGCCGCUGCGCUCGCCACCCCUCCCCCCCCUCCUCCGUCCCCCGAUGUCCCUAUCGCCGCUCGGGGCCCUUACAGCCUGUGAGGCUGUGGACUCAGCUCCUUGAACCGUCUCAAAAGUGGGAUUGGUUCUGGGUUCAAAGAGUUUGUGGGUUUUGCUCAGUAGUGGGAGGUGAUGGGGUCAAGGGUUACUGGAGUGUACUAGUAUGGUAGGUUGGCAUCUUCCACUCGUGCUAACCGUCUUUUCUUGAUUUCAGGAUGCCGACCGUGGCUAAAGGGAAUUAUUCCCCUCGUGUAUGGUUGAACUAGUGUGGGAGGGAUGCCUGGGACAGGUCCUAGAGUCUUUAUUACCAAUACGGUCAUGUGGUGAUGGUCAUAUGGUCACGGUCAUGUCGUCCCUGUGGUGUGCCUGUGCUGUGUAAUGUGGCGAUUAUAGCUGUGUAUUCAGUGUUCCACUUGUAUGGAAAGCCA